GGCAUUGCUUUAAAUCCUAAUAUUCAUAAUUUAAUUAUAAGCACGGAUACAUGUUGUAAGAAGGAAUUAAUUUCCGGAUGAUAUAAUUACCAAAGGAGAAAUUAAGAGCUGUUAAAUAUGUACAUGUAUGUUAUAUAAUGAUUAUAAUAAGGAAAGGGCGUCAGAAUUUUUAAUUAUAUAGGAAUAUCAUCAACUAAUUUGCUUUUCUUCAUAGGGUAACGCACUAAGAUACAAAAGGAAUAACUGUUACAAGUUUAUGUUCCUUCAGGUCAUCACUUUUUUAUUCACUGUCUAGUAUAGGUUAGAAGAAGAUAUGGCUCCAUGUUCAUAAUUAGAGAAAUUAUUUAUGUUGGCAAUUAUUUUCAUCUGAACCUCACAAGAAUACAAAUAAAAUGAUGAAAGCAACGACAAAGGACUGUUCCCACCCUACUUUCUGUGUAACGUGUAGUAUAUUUAGAGUUGCUGAUCCAGAUUUCAAAACCAUUGUCACUAUAGUGGACAAUUGCUCGAAGCAUUACGAAUAUCCAAGUUACCUUCCUAUAACCAAAGUUGUAGUGGAGGGGGCUACUGUUGGGGAAUUCAAUCAAACCCGAUGUUGUGAGGGUUCUCGGUCACUUUUGUAUACCACAGAAGAUUCAACCUCUUCAAAUGAUUGGACGUCAUCACCUGUUGUCAUUCCCCUGCUGAUAACAAUGUCCAUUGCCUUGGUUAUCACAAUCAUAUCAGUGGUUAGGUACAAAAAGCAUUCAACAUAUAAUCCUGGAAAACAACAUGAACCAUGCAGUAUAAUCACUGAUGAAGUUGUGGAAUAUUCAACACCAGUAGAAAAAAUUCCUGUUAGAAAAUCAUUAUUCCACAUUAAAUUAAUGUCGAAAGACACAGAGAAUGCACAACAUAAAAGUCAUGUUCAUGAAAGAGUGGAAGAAUCACAAAGUAUUGUUGAUAGUGAAGAGAGCAGCACUUUGAAACAUGCUUAUCUCGAUGAGGAGACGUUCUAUUGUACACUUCAUAAAAAAGAAAAGAAAUGUAUUGAUAGACAGGAAAGCGUCUACAGCCAUUUCAGUGAAAUUGAUAAUAACAUUUACAAUAAAACAUUCCACCAUGAACAAAAUGAAGGUGAACUGAAUAAUGUAUAUUCAUGUGUAUAA
This is a messenger RNA of Saccostrea cuccullata (small rock oyster), 1148 nucleotides long. RefSeq lists its product as uncharacterized. The transcript has 5 exons. The record is from RefSeq and is a predicted model, not a curated record. NCBI's taxonomy places the organism in Eukaryota, Metazoa, Mollusca, Bivalvia, Ostreida, Ostreidae. Bases 393 to 1148 code for a protein of 251 amino acids.